This is a messenger RNA of Stomoxys calcitrans (stable fly), 837 nucleotides long. Its product is annotated as calaxin-like. The transcript has 3 exons. Gene Ontology annotation, molecular function: calcium ion binding. Bases 114 to 794 code for a protein of 226 amino acids. The record is from RefSeq and is a predicted model, not a curated record. NCBI's taxonomy places the organism in Eukaryota, Metazoa, Arthropoda, Insecta, Diptera, Muscidae.
GAAUUUUAAUAAUUUUUAAUUUUUGUUUUUUUUUUGUGCUCAGCUGCCGCUUCCAGUUCCUUCUGUAUUUAAUCGAAUCAAGCUCCUAUUGAAUUUUUACUCCUGCUGAUUUCAUGUAUAAAUUGGACGCAACUUUGGACGAUGUCCAAAAUACUCGUUUUUUCAAUAUUUAUAGUGAUUUGAUUAAGCAAAUGUCCAAAGAGACACAAUUUAACGAAAUGGAAGUUCAAAGCAUUCUUUUGGUCUAUCACAAAUUUGUCUUGGACAAUGGCCCAAAGGCCAAGAGUAUGACUAUCAAACAAUUCAAUAAUCUGUUCUUUGUGCUUUUCAAAAUCAAUGAUAUGCAAAUAAUUGAGCGUACACUUAAGCUAAUAACAUCCGAAUCGCAGAAAGAUGUUGAUCCGUUAGCCUGGGUAAAACUGUUAUCGGUGUUUCUAUCCAGUGAUUUGGAGCAAAGAAUGCAAUUUGCUUAUCAGAUCUAUGAUGUUGGUGGCAAAGGUGCCUUAACUCGUUUAAUGGUCAGCUUGGCUGUGGAGAAUUUUUUUGCUAUUGAUGAUGAAGAUGAGUUAAAUGAGUUGAGAACGGAUAUGGUUGAAUUGAUAUUUCGAAAAUUUGAUGUUGAUAAGGAUGGCAUUAUCUCUUAUGAUGAUUACUCCAAUGUAGUUAGAAAACAACCGAUGCUAUUGGAGUUCUUGGGUCAAUGUUUUCCCAAUACCAAUGACUUGACCAUCAUUGCUUAUUGUACAAACCUUUUGUCCAAGAUGAGAUUUUUCGAAGGCAAACUUCAAGAAUGACUAUAAAUAUAUGAAAUAAAAAUUUAAAAACUGUUUUUUUUUU